AUGGAGGUCAAGAGGGAAUCAAAAGACCAAGAAGAAGCUCACCUAUCUAACAUACGCGGUCUUGUCCAACGACUCAGCUGUUCACAGGAACAGCAACAUGAAGUUCAACAACCUCAAAAAUUGCAGGGGGGAUCACUGAAGAAACAAGUGAGAAGAAGACUCCACGCGACUAGGCCUUACCAGGAAAGAUUGUUCAAUAUGGCGGAAGCGAGAAGGGAGAUUGUAGCUGCCCUCAAAUUGCAUAGAGCCUCCAUGAAGCAAGCCAAUCAACCCCAAAGCAUGGCAGCAACAUCGACUUUGCAAGGGAGAUCCCAUGAGCUUGUGGUGGGUUCUAUAAGAAACUCCAUAAACCAUCCACCUGAUGGCGCGUUAGCCAAGUACUUUCAUGCCUCUCCGUUCUUACCAAUGAACUCCUCUUCUCCCUUCUCCUCGACUUAUCAACUCAACUUCUGUUUGCCUGAUCAGCCAUUAGGACUCAACCUCAAUCUCCAAACUUUUCAAAAUCUUGAUGCCUCCAUUUACCACAGCAUUCAUAAUCCAACACCGGCUGAACCAUCAUCAUCACAAGCUUUGUUGUCUUCUUGUUCAAAUGCUUCUCCUAAUGCAGUGCCAGGCACCAAGCAAUCAUCGCAUGUUGCAUUCAAUCCUUCAUCAGUUUCAUUGCACCAAGCAAUAGAUGAGGAGGAGAUGGCUAAAAUUCAAUCAAUUGGAGAGCAACAUGAUAUGGAGUGGAAUGAUAAAAUGAACUUGGCAACAUCAGCAUGGUGGAGUAAGUUCUUGAAGAGCAUGGAAGGCGGCACCGAUGAGGGUCAGUGUGGAGCCAAUGGAAAUUGUAUCUAUGCCUUCAGCGAGACCUUAGACAUGCCAUAUCGGUUAAAUGGUGGUGUUGGAGAGGAUGCAAAGGAAAGCUCCCUAUCUCAACAACACUUGGAUGACUAUUUCCAUGUUGAUGAUUACCUGCAAGAUGCUACUCUCGGAAGCUUGGAUACUGGAGAAGUUGAAUAUGGAAGAGAAUGAUUAUUAUAGUGGGAUAGACAAUUUUGACAAAGGGCAUCUCAUCACAGCUCCAUCACAUUGAUUUGGACUUAGAGAUGGCAAUAUAUGAAACUUAAAUUUAUUGAAGAAAUUAUGUAUCAAAUAAACUGGUUUUCUAUAGUCUAUAGUACCCAGAAAAUGGUUGAAAAAGAUCAAUGUAGCAGACAAACAGUUGAGACAUUACAGCUUCUUGUUGUCAUAGAUAUUAGAUCGGAAGAAUUGAGUAAAACUCAACUAUA
This is a messenger RNA of Zingiber officinale, 1274 nucleotides long. RefSeq lists its product as uncharacterized. The transcript has 2 exons. The record is from RefSeq and is a predicted model, not a curated record. Lineage: Eukaryota; Viridiplantae; Streptophyta; Magnoliopsida; Zingiberales; Zingiberaceae. The coding region runs from base 1 to 1017 and encodes 338 amino acids.